This is a messenger RNA of Phragmites australis (common reed), 1223 nucleotides long. Its product is annotated as protein SPEAR1-like. The record is from RefSeq and is a predicted model, not a curated record. Lineage: Eukaryota; Viridiplantae; Streptophyta; Magnoliopsida; Poales; Poaceae. The transcript has 5 exons. Gene Ontology annotation, molecular function: DNA-binding transcription factor activity. Bases 45 to 557 code for a protein of 170 amino acids.
CCCAUUUCUUGGUCGUCCUCUAGGUCUAGGCUAGCUAGGGAUCCAUGAGUGCUAGCAACUCUGGGGGCAGCAUGGAAUGGGGAAGGGGAAGAGCAUCUGGCUCCAGGAAGGGCAAAAGAGCCGGCAACAACAGCUCUGACAAGCCGAGGCAGCCGCAGCGAGGCCUCGGCGUGGCGCAGCUGGAGAAGAUCAGGAUACAAAGUGAGAUGGCCGAGUCCUUGCACCACCCUCUUGGCCAGCCACCUCUUAUCCAUAGAACUGGUAGCUUCAAUUUGGAAGAUGUGCGAUUGUCUCACUCGCUGCCAUCGUCUCCAUCCUCCUCCUUCCAUGCUAAUAUCAGUGUUUCGUCGUCCUACCCAAUUCAUCGUCCAAAUCUUGCGAUGGCAUAUGGAGAGAGAGGAGACAUAAGAUAUGGUGAAUUCCAAACGGAUCCCAUCAUCAGGUGCGUCCAUGCAUGCAUGUACAAGAUCACCUUACUACCAUGGCGCUAUCUACGGUUCAGAAGCACACGAUUACUCCCAUCAGAGCAACGUCACAUUGCCUCUCUUCGAAACUGAGGAAUCCAUUUCCUUGAAGAGACAGUACGAUCUAAAUCAAUCGGUAGACUCGCCGAACUUAGAUGAUCAACAAGAGGUGGAUCUUGAGCUCAAGCUAUGAUCCAAAAUAUGCCUUCUGUGGCUCUACCUUGCAGUUAAGUUCCCUGGUUAUUUCUGCCACAAGAACUAAAGACUUUCAGUCUUGCGUGUAAUGCAUGCACAUCGAUCAUAAGAAAAAAAGAUAUGCAUAUGCGCAAUUCUUUAAGACACGGUGUGUCGGUGUGUAAUUGAGUUACUGAACUGAACUGAUCAAGUACCGGGAUUUGGUGAUAUGCUGGCUAGCUAGUUGAUAUGUACAUUGUGUAUACUUUGGUAGCAUAGAAUUAGUUCUUUUUCACCGUGAUGUUGCAAGUAUGUAUACUCAUCCGCAUUAUAUUGCUGAGUUCAGAAGAGAGUAGUGGUGCAAGUCUAUAUCUCUGGCACGUACUGCCAUUACUUCAGAAUUUUGCUGAUGCGAAAUCAGAACAAAGGAGAAGACCAUAGGUCUAGCUAGUGCUGAUGGUUAAUGCUCCAUGUAUGUUUGACACCAUGGAAAGUUGGCAUGCAUGAAGCAGGUUGUGCGUGCUCAUUGCAUAUUUUGAUGGCCAUGCUCUCUGUUAACUGUGGGCUUGCCUGUUUUAUUUUUGA